AUUCCAAAGGGUCCGUUGGGUUUAUCGUAAACAACGAACCAGCAUAGUUACGAGACACAUAAGGAAGAAAAUCUGUCAAGAAUAUAUUUUCUCGAGAAACUUAUUCAUCUCUUGCGUCUUUCGUUGGUUCAUUGUUUGUCGGUAGAGUAUUGUGGUGACCAGAAGCCGAUCAGUUUUCAAUCAUCAGCGCUUCAUAUGUCUCUUUUGAUCUUUGUUUGACUUCCGAUCGACUUCUCAACUUGUGAUUUUCAGGGCCUGAAGAUGAGGCAUGAGCUUCCAUGGCUUUGGAAAGUAGAAAGCAGACGGCUUCUAUGGCUAUUGGGACUCACAUUUGCUCUCAUCGUCACCUUUCAAUACAUCGAGCUACCAUACGCUAUCUCCUCCCUCUUCUCUUCCACCAAGAUUCCCUUUUCAAGAAACUCAACUUCUCUCUUAGGAGACGGUGAGCAUCACAAUGGUAACUUAACUCCCGCCAUGGCGCCGAGCUUUUCCCAAAAGAAUUCAACUUUGACAAAUUCCGAGGGAGAUGAGGAAGAAGUUGAGGUUGAUCAGAUAUUUGAUAGCAGAGGAAAUGCGACUGCUCCCUCUGCAUUGCCAAACGCAACCGCGCAUAACGCUAGAGCAGAGGCCCCGGUUUCAUUACCUGGUUUCACUCCAUCUUCGGUUAAGGAAAACGCAACCGCUCAUAACGCAGAGGCCCCGGCGGAUGCAUUACCUGGUUUAAACCCAUCUCCCGUAAAGGAAAACGCAACCGCGCCUGCCGCUUACGCAGAGGCCCCGGCUGUAUCACCUGGCUUAAAGAAAAAUGCAACAACACCUGUUGCUAGUGUAGAGGCCCCUGCUUUAUUACCUGGUUUAAGCCCAUCUCCGGUUAAGGAAAACGCUACCACUAGCCAGGUACCAAAAAAGAAUCCUACUAAAAAAGCAGUUGGUGAUGCUUCUCCUGUUGUGAGAUUUGUUCCUGACUUAAAGGAGAACGGGAAAAUGCCUGAUUCUGGAGUGAUGUCAAUAUCCGAGAUGAGCAAGAAGUUGCGUGAAAACCGUAUUUCCCAUAAUCGCUUAGCAAAGAAACCAAAAUGGGUUACUAAACCUGACCUGGAGCUUUUACAAGCAAGAUAUGAGAUAGAGAAUGCACCGAUCGAUGACAAAGACCCUCUCCUCUAUGCUCCUCUCUAUCGCAAUGUUUCCAUCUUCAAACGGAGCUAUGAGUUGAUGGAGAAGAUGUUGAAGGUUUAUGUUUACAAAGAAGGAGAUAGGCCUAUAAUGCACAGUCCAAUGCUCAGAGGGAUUUAUGCAUCGGAAGGCUGGUUUAUGAAACUUAUUGAAUCCAACAACAACAAAUUUGUCACAAAGGACCCUUCAAAAGCUCAUCUUUUCUAUUUACCCUUUAGUUCCCGUAUGCUCGAGGUGACUCUAUAUGUACAGGACUCUCACAGUCACCGAAAUCUCAUUCAGUAUCUAAAAGACUACAUAGACUUCAUUUCCGUUAAAUACCCUUUUUGGAAUCGAACUUCCGGAGCCGAUCAUUUCCUUGCCGCCUGCCAUGACUGGGCUCCAUCUGAGACGCGUAAGCACUUCUCGAAAAGUAUAAGGGCUUUGUGCAACUCUGAUGUCAAAGAAGGCUUCGUCUUUGGAAAAGACACAUCUUUACCUGAGACAUUCGUCAGAGAUCCUAAGAAACCACUAAGUAGCCUCGGUGGAAAAUCUGCGUCACAAAGGCCAAUACUUGCUUUCUUUGCUGGAAAACCCGAACAUGGGUAUCUCAGACCAAUCCUCCUCUCUUACUGGGGAAACAACAAAGAUCCCGACUUGAAAAUCUUCGGGAAACUUCCGAGGACUAAAGGAAACAAGAACUACCUUCAGUUCAUGAAGACUAGCAAGUACUGCAUUUGCGCCAAAGGCUAUGAAGUGAACAGCCCGAGAGUCGUUGAGGCCAUUUUCUAUGAUUGUGUUCCGGUUAUUAUAUCUGAUAACUUUGUGCCGCCCUUUUUCGAGGUUUUGAAUUGGGAAUCGUUCGCGCUUUUUGUGCCGGAGAAAGAUAUACCGAAUCUGAAGAAGAUCCUGAUGUCGAUAUCGGAACGUCGGUACAAGCAAAUGCAGAUGAGGGUGAAGAAAGUGCAGAAGCAUUUUCUUUGGCAUGUGAAGCCAGAGAAGUUUGAUAUGUUUCAUAUGAUUCUUCAUUCGGUUUGGUUUAACCGAGUUUUCCAGGUUUCUGUUUAGAGGCUCAACAAUUCAUUGUACAUUUUUUACAGAUAAAUUUUCUGAGGAUACUCAGUUACAAAAA
Eutrema salsugineum is the source of this 2284-nucleotide messenger RNA. RefSeq names its product probable glycosyltransferase At5g03795. The transcript has 5 exons. Bases 262 to 2220 code for a protein of 652 amino acids. Gene Ontology annotation, molecular function: glycosyltransferase activity. The record is from RefSeq and is a predicted model, not a curated record. Lineage: Eukaryota; Viridiplantae; Streptophyta; Magnoliopsida; Brassicales; Brassicaceae.